Molecule: messenger RNA, 1305 nt
Organism: Caenorhabditis remanei
Lineage: Eukaryota; Metazoa; Nematoda; Chromadorea; Rhabditida; Rhabditidae
Exons: 6
Coding region: 1-1305 (434 amino acids)
Biological process (GO): translation
Cellular component (GO): ribosome
Molecular function (GO): RNA binding; structural constituent of ribosome
Source: RefSeq, a predicted model, not a curated record
AUGGCGUCUCUUUUGCCAUUGGUUCAAACCCGUAGCAAUACGGUGAACUUUUUCAUGAGAAGAUCUGGACCAGAACUGUGGAAAACACUCACUUCUGUCUCCAAGUCAGGACAAAAGAAAGGACGUCGUAACACAAGACAGCCGAUCCGACCACUCAAUCGUUUUUAUCGCAUCGGAUCAAGUCCCAUGAAAGUCGAAUUUGCUGGAUUGAACGCUCCAAUGCGUAUGAAUCAGGAUCAAGGAUUGCUCUCGAUUGCUGAGCAGACAGAAGACGAAAUCCGUGAUUCUAUGGGCGGUGUGAAGAAGAUUUUAGAAGAAAAAGACACAGGAAAAAAGAAACGUAAUCGUGAGAAACUUCACCCAAUGGAGAGAGGAUUCUCAGGAACUCAGCUCGUCGGUCAAAAGCUUGGUGCUCCACCACCAGUCGAUGGCGUCGACUUUGAUGAUUUCGAAACAUACUGUCUUGAGGUUAAGCGUACUUCAAACAUGACAAAUGUGUUUGGAAGAGUUCACACAAUGUCAGCACUUGUCGUAACUGGAAAUGGACGCGGACUUGCUGGUUAUGCUGUUGGAAAAGCACCAAUUCAUCGAACAACAACUGCUAUUAUCAAUGGAAUGGGAAUGGCAUCUCGAAAAAUCUUCCACGUCGAACUUCACGAAGGACGUACCAUCUAUCAAGAUUUCUAUGCUGAGUGCCGUAAUACACGAGUCUUCGCUCAACGUCGUCCACGAGGAUUCGGUUUGACAUGUCAUCCCCGCCUGAUCAAGAUCUGCGAAGCUAUUGGUAUCAAAGAUAUUUAUGUGAAAGUUGAGGGAUCCACUAAGAAUUACUUAGCCCUGACUCAUGCCUUUGUCACCGGACUUCUCAAUCAAGAGACUCAUCAACAGUUGGCUGAGAGAAAAGGUCUUCACGUUGUUGAAAUGUCCCCAUCUCGUCACUUCUUGCCUCAAAUUGUUGCGUCACCGAUUUCAGCCGAACUCAAAACCGAGGAAACCCUGGAGGCACUUGAUCGCUUGAAUCUUGAUGACUUCUACGGUGAAGGACGCUAUCCAUUAAGAAAACCGAAAGCACUUCCAUUCUUCUCCAAUCUAGAAGGUCAUUUGGACGCAAGAUGGAGGAAGCAUCCCUUCAGAAAUCAGGAAUCGACAAUGAUCCGUCUCAUUGCUGACAAUAUGGUUCCCCGGUGGACUCGUGAUGCUCGUGCCGCGUGGGCCGAACAGCGAAACGAACGGAUGACGACGGGUGUUGAGCCAAUGCCUCUCGGUAUCGGACUCUCUCAUGUGGUCCCGAAAAAGGAGGACUGA